GCGUGAGGGAAGCAGUGUGCACUGCAGGCAGUGACGUCUCACUGCCGGGGAAUCUUUGCUCGGUGACACGAACAUUUAUUGAAGCGGACCAACAUGGCCGCACUGCGGAGGAUAACAGCCUGCUUCCGUCUACUCAGGAGUUCAACUCGUGUCCUCAUCAGUAGCGGCAAACCUGCGGGGAAAUGGACAAACAUUCUGUACACAGGUAUAUCGUCACUAACUGUGGGCGGUGCGCUGUGUGCUAUACCUUUCAAACAGGCUGACAACCUCUCUCGUGACUCUCUGGUCAGACGAGCAGCCUCUCUGGUUACAGACAGUUCAAGCACCUUUCUCUCUCAGACCACUUUAGCUCUUAUUGAUGCCAUCACAGAGUACUCUAAAACUGUGCACACACUCAUUUCCCUCCAAAGGCGAUAUUUGGAAGCGCUGGGAAGACUAUCUCAAGUAGAAGAGGAUAAAAUCUGGCAGGUGAUCAUUGCCCAGCGUUCUGAGGUUGAGGACAGACAAGAUGAAUGCAAACGUUUUGAGUCCACCUGGUUCAUCGCAGUCAAGCUGUGUGAAACGGCGGCUGAGGCAGCACGCACAUCAGGAGCUGAACAUGCGUCCAUCACGGUGUCGACGAACAUUCAGGUGGCCCUGACGCAGGUGGAGGAGGCACAGAAACUGUCAAAGGAUGCCGAUAAAAAGUUGAUCGAGAUUAAAGUAAUGGAGGUUGAAAGGAUGGCGCAACAUGCUGCUUCCUUACAGAAUGAUAGUGAUGAGGAAGAGGUGCCUGACGCUUAUCUAAGAGAAGAUUGAAACAAAUACUGGGAGGUAUCAGAAAACAGAGGAAAGCAUUAAAAAAGUGUGAUAUGCUUUCAAAGUAAAUUUACUUUUUAUCACUCUUAUAAUGUUUGUCUCUUUUUGAGUCUUUAAUGUUUGGCUGUAACUACUCAUGUGGAUUGUGCACACAUGUAAAUGCUUACAUCUGUACAUAAUCUGCAAUGUUGAAUCACACAAAGGGAGGGAAACGCCUCAGUAAUUCAGCAACUCCUUCAUAAGUGUUAUUUAAGUCAUUUAAGACUAUGUAUUUGAGAAAUUACUUCUACCUUCUAGGAAUAUGUUUUCCGUCUAUUGCUUAUUUUAUUGUGACUCGAUCAUUUUUGUGUUUUAAUUUGUCUAAUUCAGUGUAAUAAAGACAAGAGACGAGACAAAAA
Messenger RNA from Notothenia coriiceps (black rockcod), 1196 nucleotides. Its product is annotated as diablo homolog, mitochondrial. Lineage: Eukaryota; Metazoa; Chordata; Actinopteri; Perciformes; Nototheniidae. Gene Ontology annotation, biological process: neuron apoptotic process; intrinsic apoptotic signaling pathway in response to oxidative stress. Gene Ontology annotation, cellular component: mitochondrion. The coding region runs from base 94 to 798 and encodes 234 amino acids. The transcript has 6 exons. The record is from RefSeq and is a predicted model, not a curated record.